AUGGCCACCGCAACCACCUCGACUGCUGCAAAUCCACACUCACCACCGCCACCCACCGUCACGGCUCAAGACAGACUGCUCGCUGCCUGUCCAUGUCUCAACGUCAAGCUACAUAUCGCCACCGCUCCAGAGGAACACUCGUCCCUCGCAGGGAAGGAGCUCAAGCUCGGUCUCGCUGGAGUGUCAGUGUCCGAUAUCAACUCUGUCAACAUCGAGUCAACCUCCCUCGUCUUUGUGGCCAGUUCUGUACCCUUCUCGCCUUCCAAUGGCAUCGUAGUGCCAUCAGAGGGGAUUGUCACUGGGAAAGAUAUCGCUGCGCUCCUUACCAGCCCUCAUUACUCAGUAGCCUUCCGACUCGUCCUUGCUCCCUCUACACUCUCACCCACCGAAACACAAACUGCGACUUUUACUCCGGACCAGCCUUUCUCAGCAACAUCAACCGCCCCUCGGACCCAACAAUCGGAAGCACCCUAUAAACCACAUUUGGACAAAGUACGGUCCAUACUGGAUCAGGAGUUGGAAGUCAACCUGAAUGCCCAGCAACAACGCACCGAGGCUAGGAUCGAGGCAUACAAAUCCCAACAGCUGAUGGCGUUAAAGCGGUCAAUAGAAAACACCCGGCGCGACAAGGAGCGUCUUUGGGCCAGGAUCCAAGACCGCGUGGCUGCUCCCCCACCUGCGUUUUCGCUCGCCACGGGUGAUCCUGGCAGUGGUGCUGCGGAUGGCUCACUAGAUGCCAAUGGCGCUCACCCAUUCGACAUUCCCAACACGCUCCCCAUCCGACUGACUAGCGCCUCUCGGGUCGAUGGAGCCCAUAGCUCGUUCUUGGACAGGAGAAAGGCUUCAAUCUCGGAUGCUGCUAUGUCACUUCAAUUCAAAGAAUUUGACCACCGGCUAGCCUCCAAUAGCUUACGCCGACAGAGCUUGGCACCUGUAUCAUCGACAACGGACGCGAUGGCCGAGCUGACAUUGAACAACACGACGGCGAAUGCGGCAACUGAGCGGACGCCACUGAGUACUUCUCAAGCAUCACCUGGAUCAGGCGACUCUGACGAUAUUCCUGGAUCUCCAACAACAAAGUCCAAGAAGAAGGUCACCAUUGCCGAAGACGUCAGGAGCGUGUCGAUUGUGGAGCCAGAGAAAAACGAGUAUUCUGAUUUGGAAGGCGAGGCUGAAGAUGAUGAUGAUGAUGAUGAGGGUGUCGUCUUUGAUCUUGACGAAGAGCUGGGCUUCGACGACGACGACGUAGCUGAUGUACAGUACGGUGAAAUUGACGAUGACCAGGACGAGAGUGAUAAUGAAGAGGAUGGAGCCGGACCGUCGACGAAUGGACAUGGUAUCAAUAUCAAACUCUCGUCCUCGAUUCCGGCAAAGUCAGGAAUGGUCGUUGGCUCUCUCCGUGCCAACUAUCUGAAGCGCCAAAAGGGACUUGAGGUGCACCGGCGGAAUCUGAAUGACUCUUUGGCCGAUUUUGAUUCAGACGAUGACGAGGAUGAUGAUACUCUUUCAGCAGCACCCGCUGCCUUUUUCGGCACAUCCCUUCCUAUCCAGAUUCAGCCACGGGCCUCUAGUCAACUUCCACCCCCGCCUACACGGACAUCUGCCAUUGCCAGUUCCUUGGCCAUGCCACCAGGAUCUUCUCCAGCGGCUGCAAUGCUCCAACGGAGACUCUCAAGGGCCUAUGGAGCUGAGGUCAUUCCUGAGAAUGUUGGAAACAGCAAUGUUCAAGCCCAACGCACCCCCGCUUCUGGACUUGGAGGAUCCUUCAGGGAUGUGUCGUCUAUUUCAGCGUCCGCACAGCCCUUGCUCGGUGCCACUCCAGGAAUGUUGAUCAUCGACCCUCUUAUGCUGUUGGAGGAGGAGCACGACAACGACGAUCGCCAGGACCGGCUCCGGAAACAUCGCCAGCCCUUUUCAGCGAUCAACCAUCGUCGGGAUCAAGAGAAGAGCAAGCAGGAGCAAAAGAUUCAGGAGACCGCUGCCUCGUGGUCCCAAAGAGUCGCCGCACCGUCGCAUGUUUCGGAGGAGGAAGAUUUUGAGCCACCGCAUUUGUACUCCGCCAGGACAUAUGUCGGAUCGACACCCUGGGAGAUGCCGACGCGGAUCACUGUAAAGUCCGGGGGAAUGCGUGAAGGAUCUCAUCUGGACAAGCAAAUUGCGCUCGAGAUGGCCAAGGAGCUGGAGAAGGAGCGUCUGGAAGCAGCCGCCACCGCCGCAGCCGCAGCCGCUGACGAGUCGUUGUUGGUGAGUGCUGCUGUUGUAAGUGGUCUACAUCGUCUGGUUGAGAAGAUUGAUGAGACGGAGGAAGAAGAGGAUGAGGAGGACCAGGUAGAAGAGUCCGCACGGAGACAAACAGCAGGAUUGGCCUCGCUUGCUUCAUCACAACAUCCUUUUGAUACCUAG
Linnemannia hyalina is the source of this 2403-nucleotide messenger RNA. NCBI's taxonomy places the organism in Eukaryota, Fungi, Mortierellomycota, Mortierellomycetes, Mortierellales, Mortierellaceae. The record is from the annotation of a GenBank genome assembly.